AUGCCGAAAGCCACAACACCAAACGCACGGUCGCGCCGUCACAAUCCCCUCGAGUCCGAUAUCCUAGCCACUGGGGUUUUGCGACAGAAGGCUCCCAAGAGGAAACACAAGGAGUCGGCCGAGGCCGAGAACUAUGUCGACAGCCGAGCCUCCCAGCAGAUUUUGGCCCUAGGACGAGAGCUGCUUGAGGACGAGCGGCAAGAGAGUGGGGCUGCCCCGGAGAAAAGUCACGAUGCCUUUGCUCUCGAGUCUGGAAGGUUCGGGGAGGAGGACAGGGCCGACGAUGACUUUCCUGCAGAGGAUGCUUGGGGUUCGGACGAAGAAGUGGAAGAGGUCGAGGUUGACCCUGAAGACCUCGAGGCUUUCAAUCGAUUUCUGCCAGCAGAUGGAGACGACGACCCUUUACUUCGACUAGGAUGGGGAGGUCAAGCAGCCGACGAGGAGGAGGCUCCAACCAACCUUGCCGAUAUAAUAUUGGCUAAGAUUCAAGAAAAGGAGGCCAUGGAUGCAGGGAAGAUUCCACAGGUGUCCGCCGUGGACGAGGAGAUGCAGGAUCUACCACCAAAGGUGGUGGAGGUAUACACCAUAAUUGGCCAAAUGCUGGCAAGGUACAAGUCAGGAAAGCUGCCCAAACCAUUCAAGGUUUUACCUACAAUCCCACGAUGGGAAGACAUCCUCGUUGUUACGAACCCAGAACAGUGGACGCCAAACGCAGUAUUCGCCGCUACCAAGAUAUUCUCGUCCGCCAACUCUGCCGCUGCUCAAAGAUUCAUGGAGCUUGUGGUCCUGGACGCCUUCAAAACGGACAUUUUUGAGCACAAAAAGUUGAACCCUCACUUGUUCAACGCGCUCAAAAAGGGUUUGUAUAGGCCUGCGGCUUGGUUCAAGGGUUUUCUUUUCCCAUUAGUCUCAGGCGGUUGCACGCUUCGAGAAGCUGCAAUUGUUGCUGCAGCACUCGCAAGGGUGUCAGUCCCAGUGUUGCACUCGGCGGCAGCGAUCAAGGGACUCUGUGAUAUUGCGGCCCAAGAGGCAUCGCAAGGCACCGAGGGUGGUGGUGCUACCAACAUUCUGCUGCGCUGCCUGUUGGAGAAGAAAUACGCACUACCGUAUCAGUGUAUUGAUGCUCUGGUCUUUCACUUUUUGCGAUUCCGAAACGCGGAUCCUGCAUCUGUCAAGGAUGAAGACGUUAGCAAAAUUGGCAAAGAUGGAGCAGCAAUGAGCAGAACAGCGCUGCCUGUUAUUUGGCACCAGUGCCUCCUAUCCUUUGCCCAACACUAUAGGGAUCAGAUCACCGAAGAGCAACGUGAACUUUUGUUGGAUCUGCUCCUCACACAUGGGCACUCCGGAAUUGGGCCCGAGGUUCGCAGAGAGCUUCUGGCGGGCAGAGGACGGGGUGUUCCACUCGAACCAGAAGGUCCGGCUUUUGACGGAGACGACACAAUGCUCGUGGACUAA
Molecule: messenger RNA, 1455 nt
Organism: Pyricularia pennisetigena
Lineage: Eukaryota; Fungi; Ascomycota; Sordariomycetes; Magnaporthales; Pyriculariaceae
Exons: 4
Coding region: 1-1455 (484 amino acids)
Biological process (GO): rRNA processing
Cellular component (GO): nucleolus; preribosome, small subunit precursor; cytoplasm
Molecular function (GO): snoRNA binding
Source: RefSeq, a predicted model, not a curated record